AUGGCGGCGGGGCCGGCGCCGUGGUGGUGGCCGGUGCCGGCGUGGCUGCCGGGGUCCACCGCGGCGUGGUUCGUCGUCGUGAACGUGGUGGUGUGCGCCAUCGCCGUGCUGUCGUCGAGGGCGCGGGAGUCGCUGUCGCCGCGCCUCCGCGGCGGCGGCGGCGGCGGGGCCGCGCUCGCGCGCAGGGCCUCGUCGGCGCUGGAGCGCGUCCGGUCGUCGUUCUCCCUCUUCUCCUUCACGUCGGCGAGCUUCUACGCGUUCCAGCCCGACGCCGACGCCGACGCCACGGCCCAGCCGCAGACGCCGACGCCGCGCAAGCGCUCGGUGAUUGCACCCGACACGCCACCCGCCGCGGAGCCACAGACGUCGCCGGCGCCGCCGCGCAAGCGUUUGGUGGCCGCGCCCGCGCCUGACACGCCACCCGCGCGGCCGGAGGCACAGGACAACGACGAGGACGAGGACGCUAACGCCAUGAGCAUGGACGAAGCGUACGCGCUCGUGAUGGCGGCGCGGCAGCGGCCGGCGCCGACGGAGGAGGAGGUGAGCCGGGGGGAGGUGGACGCCAAGGCAGAGGAGUUCGUCGCCGGGUUCAAGGACGAGCAGAGGCGGCAGCGCCUCGACUCCAUCUUCAACUACACGCAGAUGCUCAAGCAGCGCGCCGCGGCGUUCGCCGCCGGCCGCCGCCAGCAGCCGGCAGCUCAGCUUUGACUCACGUGGUUCAGAUGGCUCAAACAAUUUGAUUGAUUUCAUCAGGUCAGGAUUCAUUUGCAGGAGAAGAAUUCAGAUUUGAGUUUGCUAUUGUGUAUAUAGCCCACAUGUGUCCAUAUUGUCAAGUUUGCGCAGAUUACUUUGAUUUUACAUGAAAGUUUGUUCUUUUUUUCGGUUUUGGUAUUGUGUAUAUACAAAGGUGCUGUUUUUUUGGACAGAUAUAAAUUCUUUGAUUCGUUUAUGUAAA
Molecule: messenger RNA, 955 nt
Organism: Oryza brachyantha (malo sina)
Lineage: Eukaryota; Viridiplantae; Streptophyta; Magnoliopsida; Poales; Poaceae
Product: pathogen-associated molecular patterns-induced protein A70-like
Exons: 1
Coding region: 1-708 (235 amino acids)
Source: RefSeq, a predicted model, not a curated record